Messenger RNA from Oppiella nova, 680 nucleotides. The record is from the annotation of a GenBank genome assembly. NCBI's taxonomy places the organism in Eukaryota, Metazoa, Arthropoda, Arachnida, Sarcoptiformes, Oppiidae.
AUGGUCAUCGCAAUCAUGGGUCGCGUGCCGACUGUCCACUCCAAGACUUAUGUGACGCCCAGACGUCCCUUCGAGAAGGAGAGGUUGGAUCAGGAGUUGAAACUGAUUGGAGAGUUCGGUCUCCGGAACAAGAGAGAGGUCUGGCGAGUGAAGUACACUCUGGCAAAGAUCCGAAAGGCCGCCAGAGAUCUGCUCACUCUUGACGAGAAGGACUCGCGCCGUCUCUUCGAAGGCAACGCUCUGUUGAGACGUUUGGUGCGGAUCGGGGUCUUAGACGAGGGCCGCAUGAAAUUGGAUUACGUCUUAGGGCUCCGUAUUGAGGACUUCCUCGAGCGUCGACUCCAGACGCAAGUCUUCAAACACGGAUUAGCGAAGUCUAUACAUCACGCCAGGGUUCUCAUCAGACAGAGACACAUCCGAGUCCGCAAACAAGUGGUGAACAUCCCGUCGUUUGUGGUGAGACUGGACUCUGAAAAGCACAUCGACUUCUCGCUGAAGUCGCCGUUCGGUGGCGGACGUCACGGACGAGUCAAGCGAAAGAACCUGAGGAAGACUCAGACCGGAACCGCUCAGGAGGAGGAGGAAGAAGACUAAAGACUCGGUUUAUUCGAUGAUUAUAUAUAUAUAUAAUUGUCUUUAGUUUUAAGUUAUGGUUCAAUAAAUUUUGAUAAAGACUUAAA